Sphenostylis stenocarpa is the source of this 372-nucleotide messenger RNA. NCBI's taxonomy places the organism in Eukaryota, Viridiplantae, Streptophyta, Magnoliopsida, Fabales, Fabaceae. The record is from the annotation of a GenBank genome assembly.
AUGUAUGAGAAUGUAUAUGAGGAUGCAGGAAUGGAGUGCUUUAAACUGACCCAAAAGCCACCUUUAUAUAGGAAAUUUUACUUUUUGGUCGGGACCACUGUCUGGGAUUUGGGACAGCGGUCUCAAAUUUUUGAAGCUUGGGAUCGCCAUCUAGAAUGUCGAGACGACAGUCUCACCAAACAAGAAGGCGGUCUCCCCUUUAGCAAAUGGCGAGACGACGAUCUUGCUUUUCAAAGUUGGCCAAGGUUGGUCAGAGUGUUUAAGCUGGUGCUAAACAAACAUCUUACUUUGAGGGUUCGCGUCUUAGCCAAUUUCUAUCGCUCUGUAUGGCUGAUUGACUUCCCUAGACUGCCCUUUGGGUUUUCAGACUAG